UCAGCUCAGCUUUAUUCUACGUUAAAUUUUUAGCCCGUUUGUACUUACACUUGUAUGGAUCUUAUAUUCCUUAUUUAUACUUUAUUUGUCUUACAUUGAUCUUAUAUUAUUUACAUUUCUUUCUCUUCUUUUUCUCUCCUUAAACUUCGCCACCUGCUUUCUCUUUCCAUCCAUAGCUUCCUUAUAGUAUUCCCUUUUGCCGUAUCUAAUCGCUCCAUAUCUUAUUCGCAAGGCGUACAGAAUUAAAAAUGGCGCAUGUGGUCCAUCGCUGCACAACCGCAUCCAAUUAUUCCCCUAUUGGAUUAUUAAAGUAAGCCCACAUAUUCCCACAAUGCUGAUUGAUACUUGGAAAUUUCCGGUGUUUUCAGGUGCACUCGGGCUUUUCACCCGUUAAUCGAGAAUUCCAAGAUAACGUCGGAGCGCACGCGAGGAGAGAAACGCUAAGCGCAUAGAUAAGCCGACGAUUUUCUCGCGUUUUUCCUGCGGAUUCAAGCGCCGCCCCCUCCUGAUCGAGUCUCCCAAGAUAACGUUGGAGUGCGCGCGAGGAGGAGAACAAUUGCCGCAAAUAAAUCAGCUUAUUUGUCACGCUGGAUCGAGAGCAGCGGAUCGGAGAGUCGAGUCCUCGCGCGUAGGACGACGGCGGCGACGCAGUCGACUUAGCAGGCCGUGCCGUUUUCGGAUUGUUCCGACGGAACAAACGGCGACGUCGGGGAGACUCGUCAUGUCGCAUCACAUCGUUACCGUAUGCGUGGUGUGCGUGCUGUGCGCCGCGCACGUACCCUGCUCGGCGCACACGAAUCUGACGACACCGGACAACUCUGCAACGAACGGCAAAAGUCACGCGGGUCCAGACACGCGGGGACAACCGUUGUGGUCGCCGCCGCCGCCGUCGCCGCCGCCGAUAAGACCUAGAGAUGUGCAGUCGUACUCGAGGAACCAACAGAGAUACAAUCCGAGUAACUUGACUAGCAAUAAGCACGACGCUGUAAGAUCUCAUAUUGCGCGACACAUUGAUAGUAACAAUAAUAGUGUCUCGGUAACCGCUGAUGCGAUAUCGACCGCGCCACGUAAGAAGGAGAUGACGGAGAGCUUCAAGGGCGGUGGAAGCCUGCAGGACACGCGACCGUCAGUCGGGAGCGCGGAUGUGCCCUCGGUGAACUCGAGGGAUGCGGAGCUUCUGGAGCGUCUUUCUCAAACGGAGUUGCCAGGUGCCGAGCAACGGUCCACGCGAUCUGGCAAAGACUUGCGUACUGUUAAUAGGUCUAGAGUAAAAAGGGACGUGAACGAGAGGUACUUCAUGCAGAAGAUCUUCGAGGCCUACGGUGAUGGAACGAGUAUAACAAUGGAAGGUUUUGAGAAACUUAUACGAAAACUGGGUCUACUGAGAUUAUUGACGGACGAAUCGAAGGUGGAUGACACCGACAAGGCCGGUAGAAAUUUCCCAAAAGGCCUACUUAACGCGGAUAAUAACAAAGAAAGGUGCUUAAACAGCCUAGAGUUGCUGGGCACUGUGGCCCAAGACAUGCACUACGCAAACAGCACUAAUGCAACGACGUUGCCCAGUUGGCUUUUCGAACGCGUGUGUCCGGUUCUCGUGUACCAAUUAACGGCCGAAUCCAGCUCGGAGAGGAACGGCUGUAUACGAGUACCCGAGAAUUACAAGCCUGUCGUGCCAGUCGAUAAGUUUUAUACUACGGAGGAUUCGGCGCGCAAUAGCGUAAAAGUCUGGGUAUAUUCAAUAGUUAGUAUUUUCGUAAUUAGUCUUAGCGGGCUGCUCGGCGUAGUAGUAAUUCCGAUCAUGGGAAAGAAUUAUUACCAUCACGUGCUACAGUUUCUAGUUGCGCUGGCCGUAGGUACUUUAACCGGUGAUGCCUUUAUCCAUCUAUUACCACACGCGAUGAUGCCUCAGCAUGAACACGACGAACAUCAGGAACAUGGACAUCAUCACGACGAGAACGGGUCGUCGAUUGAUCAUAUGACUCUGCAUAGCAUGAACAUGUGGAAAGGACUAGUCGCUAUGAUGGGCUUCGUAACGUUCUUCUUCACUGAGAAAGCGUUAAAUGUGAUAUCCGAAUGGCGGAAGCACUGGCAGCAUAAGAAAAAGUUGCCUACGCGCGUGAGAGUGAUGAGGGAGAGUAAUGAUGGGCCAAACAGCCAUGUCGUUGGUGAAAAGCUGUGCAAACACAAAUACUCUUCGUACCCGUAUUGUUACGGCGAGAUCGCCAGCGAAACUCAAGAUAAUCAUCACAAACGCCGAGUGAACCAUCACGAGAGACCACCUAUCAUCGAGGAGGAGAAACCAUUAACAUCCAACUGCAAUUCCGUCACAAAGAUCGUGACCAACGACAUGGAGAAAAAGCCAAAGGACGAAUGGAGAAUGGACGAUCCAAUUGUGAACGCUAAGAAAAGUACCGACGGUGCCGAUGUGUCGCUAAACGAAUCAGAGAGCUACACUGUCAUCCUACGCGAACACGAGACCAAACAUCAUGGCCAUAGUCAUUCCCAUGGUCACGUACACUCCGCUCCUGAAUCGAUGUCCAAUGUGGCUUGGAUGGUCGUGAUGGGUGAUGGUUUGCACAAUUUUACGGACGGUAUGGCUAUCGGGGCGGCUUUUUCAGCGAACAUCGCAGGCGGAUUCUCCACGGCUAUCGCUGUCCUCUGCCACGAGUUACCUCACGAACUCGGUGACUUUGCGGUACUGCUAAAAGCUGGCAUGAGCAUCAAACAGGCUGUUUUUUACAAUUUAUUAUCUUCACUUCUCUGUCUGGCCGGCAUGAUAGGUGGAGUUUUGUUAGGAAAUACUCCCGAUGCCACCAGCUGGAUAUUCGCAGUUGCCGCUGGAAUAUUUAUAUAUAUAGCAUUAGUAGACAUGGUACCAGAAUUGUCGUCGAGUCAUUCCGCGGAGAGUGGUUCACGAUUACAGUGCAUUUGGCAAACUUUAGGUUUAUCUACAGGCCUCGGAAUUAUGCUACUUAUCGCCGCCUACGAGCACGAUCUUAAACAUAUUUUCGAUAAAUAGAUUUAUAAAUAACUGCUCUUGUAUUGAUGUUACAAAACAAAACCGCUUCCUAUUACGUUCCAAUUGUGGCAUCUUUUUUUCUAUUUAAUCUCGAUCCCUAACAGUCCUUUAGCACUUAUUAUUGCAGUGAGAACAAGUCUUUCUCUUUCUUUCUCUCUCCCUUCCCCCCCUCUCUCUCUCUCUCUCUAAAACAAUCAUUUUGUUUUGUAUAUUUGGGAAAAGAAAGAACGUAAUAGGAAGACUACACAAGUUAGAUCGCAAUUUAGACAAAGGGGACAAUAUCCGAACUAGGAUUGAUGGUAAAAAUACUUCAGAGGAGUGAAAAUGUUGAAUUCCGAAAAAAUAGGAUUUCUAUUAGACAGAGUAUCAAUAAUCGAAUUGUCAAACAAUCGAAUCACCGCCAUUAAUUAUUUCCAAACUAAUUGUAUGAAAGAUAUUUCUACAUUUUUUCUAAGAUUACUUGGAGAUACUCGUAUCGAGUGAACAAAAUUAAUUUUCUUUGUCAUAGUAAUGAAUGAUUUACCUAUGUAAAUAAUCGUCAACGACUGAAUGAUCUUGAAAAAAUUAGCAAAUUUUUCUUCACAGUAAUCGCAUGUCAACGACAUUAGUUAUUACAUUAAUUCACGUUCAUUACUAUUAAAUGUACGAUAUUGAUGGAGUAUCGUGUACAGUAUUGUUUCACGAAUGAAAGAUUAAUUUUGUAUUAAACUAUGUAGUCCACACACAGAUUGAUGAUGGCGGUUAAUAUUUCUAAUUAUCAACUGGCUGGAAUAAUGGUACAAGAGUAUAUCUAAGUAUUGUUAGUUUGCAGCAAAUUUGUGAUAAUUUUGCAAACAGUUACUUACGAAUCAAUGUACAUUUCAUUAUAGAUAUACAAUUGUAUUAUCACAAGAUUCUUAAUGUUGUAAUAUUUCUCGCAAUUUAAAUAGAUCAUGUAAGAAUGGGAGUUGGUAUUUUAACUCUUGUUAUAUUUUUUUUACAAGAGAGAAAAGUGGGCUACACGAUCUGAAAAACAGAUUUGCCCGACGAAUCAACAUGGCUUAGGUGAGAUAUCAUACAUGACAAUAUGUGAAACUUGUAUUUAUGUUUAUAACACACGAGUGUUUAUUUUCGCCAAAUAUUAAUAAUAACGAUAAUAUUAAUAAUUAUAAUGAUAACGAUAAUGAUAGUAAUAAUUUUAGGAUUUUAUAUACACCGUACUGUGAAAAUACUAAGAACUUUAAUUUUUCUCACGUUGCCACUUUUACUUCAUGAUCGUUGUGAUGCAUAUGCAUAUUGGUAUGCAUUUAAAUAUAGCGAGAAAUUGUAGCUAUGUAAGGAAAUUGUACGUUGCUAUGAUACAUUGACUUUUCAAAAAUUAUUGCUAUUCUGUCGAAAAUUCAAUUCCAUCCAUAUGUCAAUAUGUACAAGUUCCUCUUUUAAGUAUAUAUAAUUAGCAUUAAUAACAUAUGUGUGUUUCUAAUUGUGGCACUGAAAUUUUAUUUUUUUUUGCUCUCGCUAAAUUCCAAACUAUUUCACUUUAAGUACAGGGAAUGUACGCUAAUUUCGCUCUAAAAGAACAUUUUGUACAACUAAUAAUGCAUACGUGCAAUUUUAGUUAUUUUUAUAGAAAAUGUAAAGAGCGUUAUGUUCUUGUAAAAUUAAUUUUGUUCACGCUCAACUGAUUUAAACUACUGAAAUACAAA
Molecule: messenger RNA, 4704 nt
Organism: Vollenhovia emeryi
Lineage: Eukaryota; Metazoa; Arthropoda; Insecta; Hymenoptera; Formicidae
Product: zinc transporter foi-like
Exons: 11
Coding region: 722-3019 (765 amino acids)
Biological process (GO): zinc ion import across plasma membrane; intracellular zinc ion homeostasis
Cellular component (GO): membrane
Molecular function (GO): zinc ion transmembrane transporter activity
Source: RefSeq, a predicted model, not a curated record